Molecule: messenger RNA, 1362 nt
Organism: Spirometra erinaceieuropaei
Lineage: Eukaryota; Metazoa; Platyhelminthes; Cestoda; Diphyllobothriidea; Diphyllobothriidae
Source: the annotation of a GenBank genome assembly
AUGUCAUCCAAGAACGACAAACUGAUGCACAACUUGUCGUCAAAGGAGCUAACGGAGGAACAAAUGCAGGUUUUGCGGCAUGAAGCCUCAUUCAACGCAGCCGAUGCCAAACCUGCCAACAUGAUCGCAGCAGUGGAAUCAAUCCUCAGCCAGACGGGAGCGACAGACAAAACGAAGAACCUCAUUCGACACCAAGUGUCCUCCCUCCUCAUGGCUCAUAGGCCGCGCGACGUGCUUUCCAAGGUCGAGCGCGAUGCACUUAAGGAAUUCAAGGUAGACAACGACCUCGUUAUCGUGCCUGCGGACAAGGGGCGUUCAACGGUCGUAUUGGACAGGACAGACUACAAUCAAAAAGCCAAAAGCUUGUUGGAGGAUCAUCAGUCCCAUGUCCCAUGCGAAUCAAACCCCAUAAAAACGCUGACACGCGAGAUUAACACGACGCUGUUGGCAAUGGAGAACUCCGGCGCAAAAUCGCCAAUCGACCGACGCAUGGCGAGAGCAAAAGAAACGGCCCUAGCCCGAUUCUACGGUCUCCCAAAAGUGCACAAAGAGGGCGCUCCUCUCCGGCCUAUCGUAUCACUAAAGGGCACUCUAACCUACGGACUGGCAAAGUGGCUGUUCCAACGUCUCCAGUUUCUGACCUCCGAUUCGAACACCACAGUCAGCUCGUCAACGCAAUUCUUGGAGAAACUUAAAGGAGUAAGUCUCCUGCCAAGCGGUGUCAUGGUUUCCUUCUAUGUCACGUACCUUUUUACUUCUAUCUCACAGGACCUGGCAGUCGAGACCAUCGAACUACUUCUGCGAGAGAAAUACGACGAAACGGAGAAUCGCCUCGGACACGCCCAAAUCAUCCAGCUCCUGAAUUUCUGUCUCAAGACGUACUUUACGUUCGAGGGAACAAUCUACGAGCAGGUGAAGGGAACGCAAAUAGGUUCGCCGAUUUCCGGACUCGUAGCCGGGGCGGUCCUACAACAGCUGGAGUCGCUGGUUUUCCGACACCACAGACCGAAAUUCUGGGCUCGGAAUGCGGAUGACACCUUCGUCGUCAUCGAACGGGAUCAGGUGCUGACAUUCAAAGAACAUCUCAACGCCGUCUUCCCGGACAUUCAAUUCACGAUGGAGAAGGAGGAGGAGGAGGAGGAGGAGGAAAACAACCAGCUGGCCCUCCUGGAUGUCCUCGUCUGCCGCAAAGAUUGUGGUGGCCUAAAAACCAAAGUGUUCAGGAAAGCGACAAAUACGACGCAAAUAAUGAACUUCAAUAGCAACCACCCGAGCAGCCACAAACGCAGUUGCGUAAGGGCGCUAUACCGGAGCGUUGAGACGCACUGCAGUGAAAUGGAAGGCAAUAUCUUCGACGGGUAA